AUGUCUUAUAUGAACAACACAUUUCAAUCCAAUUAUGAUUAUUCGAAUGAUAAUAAUUUUAUGUCGACCGACAUUGGACCUUCCAUGCGGGAGUUAAAGGUACAAAACCGACGCAGUAGGCCAAUGGAUAAUCCAGGUGCAGACAAUCCAUAUAUACCCAAAUUCAUUUCGACAGCUCCAUGGUAUGCGCAAGACGAACAAGCUGUAGAAAGGUUGGCACAUCAACGUCUAGGAAAGAAAGAACCACCUAGUGGUGGACGUUCUUCUGUCGAGGAAUCGUGGUACGUCCGUGGUAAAAGAGCUGGACCUGCUGCGACUAAAUACAGGAAAGGCGCCUGUGAGAACUGUGGUGCCAUGAGUCACAAACUUAAAGAUUGCAUGGAGCGACCACGGAAGCGCGGUGCCCGGUGGACUGGAAAAGACAUUAAAGCAGACGAACUUAUUCAAGACGUUGAUGUCAGCUGGGACGCCAAACGUGACCGAUGGAAUGGUUUUGACGCUAGUGAUUAUAAAAAGGUGAUUGACCGAUAUGAAAAGAUCGACGCUUUACAAAAGAAACACAACACUACAGAAAAUCAAACGGAAGAGAUUAGUGAAUCCGGAAAAAAUACACCUUCAUCUACAAAAGAGGAAGAAUCCAAUGGUGGAACAAACUCUGGCGUAACAACUCCGAGUUUGCGUAUGCGUGAAGAUGUAGUUGGUUAUUUACGUACCGACAAUAAAGGUCUUCAGUACGAACCUAAAUCGAGGUCUAUGCGCGACACCACUGGGUCUCAUCUAUUAAGCGAUUCCAUAAAUGGAUCUGGUUUCACGAAAGCUUCCGGAGGAGAUAAGGACGACUUUGAAAAACUGCAGACGUUUGCAUGGGAAGCUGAAAAAGGUGGCAAUCAUAUGCAUGUAGUGGCCAAUCCAACAGCCGGUGAGAUGGAGUAUCGAAAGAAUCGCCAGUCGAAAGCUGCUAAUCAAAAACAAAUUGAACAAAGUAUUCUGGAAAAAUAUGGAGAUGGUACGGCAAAGAGGAAACGGCCGGCAGGACCGUCUUUUCCAUCCAACGGUUCGUUGGAUUCUAUUUCUAAUCGACAGGCCGCCUCGAAAGAGGAUGAUGCCUCCCAACCAGGUUUAAAGAGAGAGAAACCAACCAGCGCAGAGAACGUUACUAUCCUCGAAGAUGAUUUGUAA
This is a messenger RNA of Schizosaccharomyces osmophilus, 1179 nucleotides long. RefSeq names its product splicing factor Slu7 (gene slu7). Gene Ontology annotation, cellular component: spliceosomal complex. The transcript has a single exon. Gene Ontology annotation, biological process: mRNA splicing, via spliceosome. Lineage: Eukaryota; Fungi; Ascomycota; Schizosaccharomycetes; Schizosaccharomycetales; Schizosaccharomycetaceae. The record is from RefSeq and is a predicted model, not a curated record. Gene Ontology annotation, molecular function: pre-mRNA 3'-splice site binding. The coding region runs from base 1 to 1179 and encodes 392 amino acids.